Molecule: messenger RNA, 5984 nt
Organism: Vicugna pacos (alpaca)
Lineage: Eukaryota; Metazoa; Chordata; Mammalia; Artiodactyla; Camelidae
Source: RefSeq, a predicted model, not a curated record
GGGAGACCCCCAGGCUUCACAGAGGGUGGACAAGGAGCAGCAAGCUCUGCUCUCGGGUCAGCAGGCCUGGCCUGUGAACAGGCCCCGCCUGUUACGACCAGCUUUGUGUGUCUUUGGCUAAGUUCCUGUAUGGCUGUGGAACUCAGAUCUUCAACUGAAAAAUGAACCCCCAAAGCCCUGGCUGUGCCCACAGGGGAAAGCGGCUGUGAGGUGCUUUCUGUGUGGUGACCGCCACGGUGUGCGUGUGGGGUGCCUGCUAUUCCUUUUGGAUGAGCCUCCCAGCAAGAGGUGAGAGGGAAGAGGCCCGACAGAAGGGACUCGCUGAGCCACCCCGGCUCCGCUCCAUGUUGGCUGUGCUGUCAGGCUGGCGCCAUGCCCCCCCCAGCAGAGGUGACGGACCCGUCCCAUGCCCCCGCUGUCCUGCGCCAGCUCAACGAGCAGCGGCUCCGUGGCCUCUUCUGUGACGUCACCCUCAUAGCUGGAGACACCAAGUUCCCUGCUCACCGCAGUGUCCUGGCUGCUUCUAGUCCCUUCUUCAGAGAGGCCCUGCUGGCUUCAGCUCCUCUACCGCUCCCACCAAUUACUGGGGGCUCAGCUCCCAACCCUGCCACCACCACAGCUGCCUCCUCUUCCUCGUCCUCCUCCUCCUCCUCCUCUUCCUCCUCCUCCUCUUCUUCCUCUUCUUCCUCUUCUUCGUCCUCCCCCUCCAGCCUCGCCUCCUGCUUCAUCCCCACCCCCGGGUCCCUAGAGCUGCCAGGGGUCCCAGCAGCUGCCUUCUCUGAUGUCCUCAACUUCAUCUACAGUGCCCGGCUGGCACUACCUGGCGGCGGAGGGGAUGGGGCAGCUGUGGCAGAGAUUGGAGCUCUGGGGCGGCGUCUGGGCAUCUCCCGCCUGCAGGGCCUUGGGGAGGGAGGUGAUGCUUGGAUACCUCCUGCCCCAGCCCCCAUGGCCACCUCACAGCCUGAAGAGGACAGCUUCGGGCCUGGGACUAGGCCAGCCAGGGAGUGGGAGGGUGACAGGGCUGAGGCUCAGGCCCCUGACUCACAGCCCCUGCUGCCCCGGCGGCCCCUCCCCUGCCCCCGCUGUGGGAAAAGCUUCAUCCAUCCCAAGCGGCUGCAGACCCAUGAGGCACAGUGCCGUAGGGGGGCUGGCACUCGGGGGUCUGCAGUGGUGGGAACUGGGGGCUCUGGCCCCAGUGGCCCUGCAGGAGUCGAUGCCUCAGCCCUGCCCCCACCGGUGGGCUUCCGAGGUGGCCCUGAGCAUGUGGUGAAGGUGGUGGGUGGCCACGUGCUCUACGUGUGCGCAGCCUGUGAGCGUUCCUACGUGACCUUGUCCAGCCUGAAGCGGCACAGCAAUGUCCACUCGUGGCGGAGGAAGUACCCCUGCCGCUACUGUGAGAAGGUGUUCGCCCUGGCUGAGUACCGUACCAAGCAUGAGGUGUGGCACACCGGGGAGCGCAGGUACCAGUGCAUCUUCUGCUGGGAGACCUUUGUCACUUAUUAUAACCUGAAGACCCACCAGCGAGCCUUCCAUGGCAUCAGCCCGGGCCUCCUAGCCAGUGAGAAGACGCCCAAUGGAGGCUAUAAGCCCAAGCUCAACACCCUCAAGCUGUACCGCCUGCUCCCCAUGCGGGCAGCCAAGCGGCCCUACAAGACCUAUAGCCAGGGAGCCCCCGAGGCCCCCCUUUCUCCAAGCCUCAACACCCCAGCCCCUGCAGCAAUGCCGGCCAGCCCACCAUCCGGACCCCCACCUGCCCCAGAACCUGGCCCCCCACCUUCUGUCAUCACUUUUGCCCACCCGGCUCCCUCUGUCAUUGUCCACGGGGGCAGCAGCAGCGCUGGGGCGGGGAGUGGGCCGGCCAGCACAGGGGGUGCCCAAGCCGCCUCAGUCAUCACUUACACUGCUCCCCCGAGGCCCCCCAAAAAACGUGAGUACCCACCUCCUCCCCCAGAGCCUGCAGCCACACUGACCAGCCCAGCCACAGCCGGCAGCCCAGCAACGGCCGCAGGGCCCGCCACAGCUGCAGAGGAGGCCAAGGGCCGGAACCCACGGGCCGCGAGGACUCUGACUUACACGGCCAAGCCAGCUGGCGGGAUUGGUGGGGGUGGGGGUCCCCCUGCAGGGCCUGGCCGGGGCCCCUCCCAGCUACAGGCUCCACCUCCACUGUGUCAGAUCACUGUGCGAAUCGGUGAGGAGGCCAUUGUAAAGCGCCGCAUCUCAGAAACUGACCUACGUCCUGGGGAGCUAAGUGGAGAGGAGAUGGAGGAGAGCGAGGAGGAUGAUGAGGAGGAGGACGAGGAUGAAGAGGAGGACGAGGAGGAGGAUGAGGAGGAGGAGUCGAAGGCCGGUGGGGAGGACCAGCUCUGGAGGCCCUACUACUCCUACAAGCCCAAGCGCAAGGCCGGAGCUGCAGGCCCGGGCAGCAGUGGGGGCAGCGGGAUGCCCAGAGGCCGCCGGCCACCUCGCUGGAAACAGAAGCUGGAGCGAAGGAGCUGGGAGGAGACUCCGGCGGCCGAGGGCCCCGCAGGGCAUGCCCGUGGCGAGUGGAGGCACCGCUGCGGGGACUGUGCCCAGACAUUCACCACCCUGAGGAAGCUGCGGAAGCACCAGGAGGCCCAUAGCGGGGGCUCCCACAACUCCCGGGCUGGACGUAAGCCUUCCACCCGCUUCACCUGCCCUCACUGCGCCAAGGUGUGCAAGACGGCAGCAGCCCUGAGCCGCCAUGGGCAGAGGCACGCAGCCGAGCGGCCCGGGGGCACCCCCACACCUGUCAUUGCCUACUCCAAGGGCAGCGCUGGCACCAGACCUGGGGAUGUCAAGGAGGAGGCCCCCCAAGAGAUGCAAGUCUCUUCAUCCAGCGGGGAGGCAGGUGGCGGGAGCGCUGCUGCUGAGGAAGCUUCCGAGACCGCCUCACUCCAGGACCCUGUCAUCUCAGGGGGUGAGGAGCCCUCAGUGGUGGCAGGAGGGGGCACCUAUGCUUACCCACCUGUUCAGGAAUUUCCCCUGGCUCUGAUUGGGAGCGGCCGGGAAUCUGGCAGUGGCAGGGGAAAACCUGGGAGUGAGGGGCCACUAGGGGCUGGGGAGGGGGACCGGCUGGAGGGGAUGGGGGCUGCCAAAGUCACCUUCUACCCUGAGCCCUACCCACUCGUCUAUGGCCCCCAGCUCCUUGCCGCCUACCCUUACAACUUCAGCAACUUGGCCGCUCUCCCAGUUGCUCUUAACAUGGUCCUACCUGAUGAGAAGGGUGGGGGGGCCCUUCCCUUCCUACCAGGGGUCUUUGGCUACGCAGUCAAUCCUCAAGCAGCACCCCCUACCCCCCCAACUCCACCCCCUCCAACUCUUCCUCCACCAGUGCCCCCUAAGGGAGAAGGGGAAAGGGCAGGGGUUGAAAGAACCCAGAAGGGAGAUGUGGGUUGAGCUCUGGGUCCAGAUUCCCCCUUUCACCAGAUGCCACCCUCCCUGAACCCCCGCCACUACCAGCUCCUUGGCCUCCUUGCCCCUUGGGAGCCCCUCCACAUGCUUGUGCAGGGACUUGGGGGCCUCUGGAGCUCAGGGGUCAGGCUGCUUUGUGUGAGAUUGUAGUUUUCCCAUCUCCUGGGAAGGGAUCUUUGGUGGUUCCCCUCUCAGUUCUCCUCCAGGGAAUGGCUUCCAUGACAGGCAGGGCCAGCUCCCAUCCCUUCUCCAGCCCUUGGGGCAACUGAGCAAUAUACUUAUAUGAAUCUCUACUCACGGCUCCCACCAGCUCUGAAUGUCUAACCCGCCCCCCUGAUUCGUAAACCUAGGGGGAAACCAUCUCUCUCACCUAACGAUCCCCCCUCAUUCUGAUGCUUUCUCUAAGCCCUUGCCCAGAUGCUUCCUAGCACAUUCCAUUCUUUGUGGCCCAGGGCCUGGACCAGACCAUUGUGAUACCUGACAGCCCCCUACCUGGGAGUGUGGCUCUGGACUCCAUUCUUCCCAAGGCUGGGUUUCUGUGUCCCUGUUUCCUUCACAUGAAGAUGCCAUGCCUUUCUUGGCUUCCAUGCCUUUGGAUCUUCCAUAUUGCUCCUUAUACUCCUAGACUCUGGGGAUGGCCUCUCCCAAUCCAGGUCAAGGAGGUGCUGGGGGCAGGGUUACCUGUCUGUUCCAUGGCUGAGUACUUUCUCAGCCCAGGGCAGCACCAAUCUCAGCCCUACCUUGGCCCCCAAAUCUAGUGAGCCCCAGACUCUUCCAAGGCAAAAGAGUUGAGUAGACUGCACCUCUUCUUGCCUCUACAUAUGGCCUCUUCUGGGCUAAACCAGAUUUGGGGGCCAGGAGGGAGGAGCUCUAUAUGGGAUGGGGAAGGGAAUCUACUUUCUCCCUGUUUUUUCCCGAUGGUUUCUCCCAGACUAGACCAAAUAGCCAGAAAAAUGAUGGGGGUUGGAUGGGUGGGUAAGCCCAAGAUUUGCACAUGACCUCCCAUCCUUACCUUCACCCCCAUCUUCCCCAGGAUCAUUUCCCUCACCAGUCACUCCAGAUGGUUUUUUGGGGAACCAUCCUACCCCCUUGGUGGGUUUUGGGGUAUCCCCACCAACUUUCCCUGCAAAAUAGCACCUUAUACCCCAUCUUUGACUCAGUUCCCCACACCCAAAGAUCCCAGCCUAGGGAUGGGGUACAGGGACCUUAUACGUCCCUAAUCCCUAAUUUGCACUAGUUAACCCUGGUCAGGGGUCCCUAUGUUUCCUUCCAGUGGGGGAGUUGAAGAAAUGUUUGCUCCUAAUUCCCUUUGAUAACUGGGCCUCCCCACUCUGUGACUGAAUGAACAUUUCCCAUCCAUCCACCUCUCCCCAGGAAAAAACAGCCCACACGGGGAGAGCCAGUUUAGGGGAGCAAAUGUGAUAAAUGGGAAUUAGAGGAGUGCAGUUUAAAAAGGGGAAAAGCUGUUGUCAUCAAAAUGGCAGCCUUUUUCCCAGCUACUGUUUUCUGGGGCCAAGAUGGCUGCCCUCUCAACAGAUGCUCAAAGGGCAAGAUCAUGGCUUUUGGAGGGAGGUGGUUUUGGCGGAGGGACAGGAGCAUCCUGCCUUGUCUCACCCUCCCAGCAUAUGGAAAGGGGAGGUUUCGACAGGCUCCCUGAAUGUUAACCACGGAGGAGUGGCGCUCCUUCACUCCUCCUCUGUCUCUUUGCACUUUUCUUGGUCUUGGCCACAAUCCGAGUGAAGAGUUUCCUACUGAAUGUACCAAGUUCCAAUUUUUAAGGGGAAGAAAAGUUUAAAACAUGGGAAAAUGCAAAAAAAAAUCACUAAAAAAUUCCCACAAAUCUUGUUUCUGGCACUUUAGAAAAACUGCGGGGAAAAAAAGUACAUAAUAAAGAAUACAUAUAUAUAUCUACACACAAAUUAUAUAUAUAUUUACACAGCGGAACCACAAGAGAGACUGAGGAAGGCCUUGGAGGCAGGGGGCAGGUGUGAUGACAGUCCCCCUAUAUCCUUAACCUGCACUCCUAUGAGGCAGAAAGGCACAGGAAACAGAAGGGGUUGAGGAUAGACCAGGGAAUUUGAAUUUCAUAACAGGUCAAAAUUCUGAAACCAUGGACAUUUUGGGAGAACUGAGAUUGUAGACAUUUAUUUUUUUGAAAAUAUGAUUUAGGAAAAUAGUUUCCAGAAUUUGGUGGUUCUGGGCAACAAAGGAGAUUGUGGCGAAAAGGAGAUUAAAAUAUAUGUAUCUGAGCUGGGGAACUUGAAUAUUGUGAAUUUCAGGUGUUGGAAAUUUGGGAUUUGGCAAUUUCAUCUUUUGAAAAUGAUCAAGUCUUGUCAGUCUGUGCCCUCUUUCCCCAUGUUCCCUGGGAAGAAGGGUGACGGUGGAGUGGGAAGGCCACUGGUUCUGUGCCACAGCACGCAAGAUUUAGAAUUCUACAGACUCUAGCUCUAUACGUAGUGAGGACCCAGAUUUAGAGAAACUGACCAAUAUUUAUCUCCGCAUUUGUGUGUGUGUCCAACUCUCUAGGCCAAUAAACCAACAAGACAAACAAA